This is a messenger RNA of Hippopotamus amphibius kiboko, 1005 nucleotides long. RefSeq names its product L-lactate dehydrogenase C chain. Gene Ontology annotation, biological process: carboxylic acid metabolic process. The record is from RefSeq and is a predicted model, not a curated record. NCBI's taxonomy places the organism in Eukaryota, Metazoa, Chordata, Mammalia, Artiodactyla, Hippopotamidae. Gene Ontology annotation, molecular function: L-lactate dehydrogenase (NAD+) activity. Gene Ontology annotation, cellular component: cytoplasm. The coding region runs from base 7 to 1005 and encodes 332 amino acids. The transcript is spliced from 7 exons.
CUCAAAAUGUCAACUGUCAAGGAGCAGCUUAUUGAGAGUCUCAUUGAGGAAGAUGAAGUCUCCCAGAGUAAGAUCACCAUUGUUGGAACUGGUGCUGUAGGCAUGGCUUGUGCUAUCUGUAUCUUAUUGAAGGAUUUGGCUGAUGAGCUUGCCCUUGUUGAUAUUGCAGUGGACAAACUGAAGGGAGAAACAAUGGAUCUUCAGCAUGGCAGUCUUUUCUUUAAUACUUCAAAGAUUGUCUCUGGAAAAGAUUACAGUGUAUCUGCAAACUCCAAAUUAGUUAUUGUCACAGUAGGUGCACGACAGCAGGAAGGAGAAAGUCGCCUUGACCUGGUGCAGCGUAAUGUGCAAAUCAUGAAAUCAAUCAUUCCUACCAUAGUCCAAAAUAGUCCUGACUGUAAAAUGCUUAUUGUUUCAAAUCCAGUGGAUAUUUUGACGUAUGUUGUCUGGAAGAUAAGUGGCUUACCUGCAACUCGUGUAAUUGGAAGUGGUUGUAAUCUAGACUCUGCCCGUUUCCGUUACCUAAUUGGAGAGAAGUUGGGUGUGCAUCCCACAAGCUGCCAUGGAUGGGUUAUUGGAGAACAUGGAGAUUCUAGUGUGCCCUUAUGGAGUGGAGUAAAUGUUGCUGGUGUUGCUCUGAAGACUCUCAACCCUAAGUUAGGAACUGAUUCAGACAAGGACCAAUGGAAAAAUAUCCAUAAGCAAGUUGUUGGAAGUGCCUAUGAGAUUAUCAAGCUGAAGGGUUAUACCUCUUGGGCUAUUGGACUGUCUGUGACAGAUCUGGUAAGAUCAAUAUUGAAAAAUCUUAGGAGAGUGCAUCCAGUUUCCACUAUGGUUAAGGGCUUAUAUGGAAUAAAAGAAGAAAUCUUUCUCAGUAUCCCUUGUAUCUUGGGGCAAAAUGGUGUCUCAGAUGUUGUGAAAGUUAACUUGAAUUCUGAGGAGGAGGCCCUUUUAAAGAAGAGUGCAAAGACACUUUGGGAUGUCCAAAAAGACCUGAAAUUUUAA